Molecule: messenger RNA, 925 nt
Organism: Balaenoptera musculus (blue whale)
Lineage: Eukaryota; Metazoa; Chordata; Mammalia; Artiodactyla; Balaenopteridae
Product: probable ribosome biogenesis protein RLP24
Exons: 1
Coding region: 39-524 (161 amino acids)
Biological process (GO): ribosomal large subunit biogenesis
Cellular component (GO): nucleolus
Source: RefSeq, a predicted model, not a curated record
UGCGGCGGUUGGCCGGGGCGUCCCCACGAGCGUUCAACAUGCGGAUUGAGAAGUGUUACUUCUGUUCGGGGCCUAUUUACCCAGGCCACGGCAUGAUGUUCGUUCGCAACGAUUGCAAGUUGUUCAGAUUCUGUAAAUCCAAGUGUCAUAAAAACUUCAAAAAGAAGCGCAAUCCUAGCAAGGUCAGGUGGACUAAAGCAUUCCGGAAAGCAGCUGGUAAAGAGCUCACAGUGGAUAAUUCAUUUGAAUUUGAAAAACGUAGAAAUGAACCUGUCAGAUACCAGCGAGAGCUAUGGAAUAAAACCAUUGAUGCAAUGAAGAGAGUUGAAGAGAUCAAACAGAAACGCCAGGCUAAAUUUAUAAUGAACAGGUUGAAGAAAAAUAAAGAACUACAGAAAGUUCAGGACAUUAAAGAAGUGAAGCAAAACAUCCAUCUUAUCCGGGCCCCUCUUGCAGGAAAGCAGCUGGAAGACAGAAUGGUACAGAAAUUACAACAGGAUGUGGACAUGGAAGAUGUUUCUUAGAACUCGUACUGUCUGUAACCAUUUCUAUAAGUGCAUCUGGAAAUCUCCUUUGGAGACAUAGAACUUGUAAAUUAUUGAUUUUUUUUUUCAUAUAAGGUCACUCAUAUGAAAGGGGAUUAAAGUACUUCCUUCCUACAUUGCUAUCUGCAGAACAGCAGAUAUGGAUGCUAGAUUGCAUCUCAAUGUUAAGCCUUCCCUGAGAAAUACACUUUUAUAAGUCAUGAAAAUUAUGCUUGUAAAUACAGAAGUGAAUUGUGGACAUAAAAUGGUCAUGCCAUUUGGUUAAUGGCACUAGGCAGCAUUUAUGUAAUAAUUAAUGACAAAUUCAUGACGAGUAAUAUAUAAAAUAAAAUUUUCAUUGCAGUAAAAUAUUCCUUUUCUAGAAGGGAUACAGCAAGGAA